UCAUCAUGUCGGUACAAACACAAAAGCAAAUUGGCUGUCAGGAACUCUGUGCUGUAGACUGUAGUUAGAAUAACUAUUUUGUUACAUUUUUCUUUAUUUUGUUAUCACAUGACAACGAAAGUGGAAGGCAAUACGGUAAACAACAACAGGAAGAUGGAACAGACGUUCUAUGACAACGACAGUGCCAAGAACAACGACGGCUGUAGAAUGGCUAGAAACUGGACGAUACCCAUGUCGGCCCAUCACAACGUAGGCGAACGAAGUGCCAGCAUUUGCGAGUUAAAGAAAAACAUGACGUUAGACUUUUCGGCGCCGGCUGGUAAGAAAGCCAAGCUUAAUACCGUUCUCACUUCCCCCGAUCUGAACUUGCUCAAACUUGGCUCACCAGAGCUGGAGCGAAUGAUCAUUGCCCAACACGGCAUGAUCACGACUACCCCAACACCGGGACAGCUCGUCAUGUUCCCAAAGUCCGUAUCGGAAGAGCAGGAAGUCUACGCGAAAGGCUUCGCCGACGCGCUCGCGACGCUGCAAACAAGAGAACAACGGCCCACCUCUCAGCACGGCCGCGACGACUACGGCGGCGGCACCUACUCGUCGCCGUCCUACGUCGAGUUGACAAUGUCGCCCGCACUGCCGGGGAUGGCACACGCCCGCAGCAACGGCUCCGUCGACGCCGCGUCGUCAUCAUCCCUCGGCGGCCAUGCGAUGACCUCGCCGGCCCUCUCCAGUGCACAGGUGAAGGAGGAGCCGCAGACGGUGCCCUGUCUCGGCAGAUCGCCGCCCGUCUCGCCUGUCAACAUGGCGCAGCAGGAGAAGAUAAAGCUCGAGCGGAAGCGGCUGCGGAAUCGCCUCGCGGCGAGCAAGUGCCGCCUCCGCAAGCUGGAUCGCAUCGCGCGCCUCGAGGAGAAGGUCGCGGGGCUGAAAGGACAGAACAGCAGCCUGAUGCAGACGGCGACGCAGCUGCGCGAGCAGGUGUGCCAGCUGAAGCAGGUCGUCAUGGAUCACCGACACGACGGCUGCGAGCUGAGGUGCUAGCCUGCGCUCCGCCGAGGCGCCCUCUACGUGUGCGUGUGCUUGUUCGUCGCUGCUGUGGGGUCGCGUGCUAGCCUGCUACUCGCAGGUCGAGGUAGUGAGCGCCCUCUACGUGCGUGUGCGACGGCCGUGUGUUCGUCGCUGUCGUGAGGUCGCGUGCUAGCCUGUGAUCUGCCGAGGCGGGCGAGUGAGCGCCCUCUACGUACGUGCGCAACGUCCGUGUGUUCGUCGGUGCCGUGAGGUCGCGUGCUAGCAGGCGUUCUCCGGAAUGAGAGAAAGCGAGCAAGCCGCUUCAUCCGUGUGCUACACUUGUGCCGGGGUUCGUCGCUGGUGUCGGAUCACCUGCUAGCCUGCGCUCCUUACCUGUGCUGUAGCGAGGGAAGGACGAUCGCACCUCACAGCAUGUCGUCGUCGUUGCAGUCGCUCGCCGAGAAGGUGUUGCAGCUGUGUCUCUCAUUGUUACUGUUGUGCAUGUUCGUCUCUAAGAUUGCUAACGCAAAAAGUAGCUUCUGUUUCGGGCGUGCAAAAUUCUUCCGGUGUUUUUUAGUGUAAUGGUACCUGAAGAUAGGGCAUGUAGUCAGCAUGACAUAAAUUGUUAGCUGAAGUUGGCCAACGGUUUUUGUCGUAUGAUGCAUAUCCUUCGAUUGUGGAGGAUAUUUUAUGAUAUGUGCUGCUUCUGCCAUACGUAUGUAAAUACAUUAUUAAAUAUCCCAGAGUAUUUUUGCUUCCUAGUCGGCUAUUACUACUGAAGAAGGGUAAUGUGUUAGGAGAGAGAUUGGUAUAGAUCGCUUCUCUGCCUAUCUAAGGUGUGACCUUUGUGAAACGGAAAUACUGAAACGAGUCGCAGCCUAAAAUUAAAAUGAAGUGGCCUUUCAUUUCCAUUGAAGUCGUUGGGAAUUUUGUGUACGUUAGAGGUAACUAACAAAAAGUGUUUGUUCUGUGUGGCCUUGAUCUAUUUACAGCAAAUUGGAAAUGUAGUUGCUUCCAUAAAAUCUUUCCACGUGGUACUUGUUACAGAGUUUGACGUGUGCAGAUAUACACGUGUUAUAUUUUGGAGUAACUUAGCCAGGAGCUGCGUAGCGACCAGAAAAUCGGUAAUGACACGGUGACAAGUGUAGUUGAAACUCAUAAACGAAGUAUAGCACUUUUAGGAAUUGAUGCUUUUUUGAGAGUCUGUUGUGUAAAAUCUGCUGGGUCUGCAGCAUCAGUCAUUUGGCAGUGUGCUUUUGUACUACCAUCUCUAUUCUUCUGCUCAAUGUGUCACAAUGUGCUGAUCUUUUGCGUGUUGUCGUGCCUUGCGCACAAGAGUUAUGCAAACGGUCCUCCGUACAGUGGCAGGGAAUGCAUGUUGGAGAUGCGACGGCAAUUGUCGCGUGCUCAAGUCAAUAUAGUUUUUUUUUAAUUGCUGGGACGAGUGAUGUGUGCGAAGCGUAAAUCAAGGCAGCCAUUUAGUGAGGACUACUUUCAUGGUUCAGACUUCCAUAUUAUUUUACUGUACCUCGUGGGUUUCAUGCUAUUGUGCUUUAAAGCAUGAAGUCGCAUCACACAAUUAUAAUAUGGGAACAAUGGUAUUAUCACCAUACCAGCGUGGCCUUACUCCCCCUAUUUGUAACUUGUAGAGAGGUUGACGAUCAUCCAAUAUCGAAUGCCAUUAUUGUAAUAUACAGUUUCUGCCUUGAUCUGUGCUUGCAAUAUCACAGCAAAUUGUUGUUAAAAACUCUGUAUUGUUAGAUUUAAAAAAAGCCAAAACAGCACUGGAAGUUAUUUUUUCGGGGGUUGGAAACGUUAGGCAAAAAGAAUAUUUUUGAUAAACGUUGCCGAUACACUUCUGUGCAGCGCUGCGAAAUGUGCCUUUAUAGCGUCACUGAUCGACUAAUGAUGAACACCUCGGACCCGCCUCCGUCUAUAGUAGUCUGUGUGGUGGUUGGUCGUUGGUGCUGGUGCAAUUAGUUUUGUAUGGUUAAUACGCGUGGGCAAAGCUUGUCAUUCCCUGCGUGUUCGUACUGCUCUCAUUCUUGUCGCAUGUCUCGACAGGCCAGUCAUAUCCUCUGUGUGGCGUACGUUCGCUUCAUCCACUAGGAGUUGUCGACCGGACGAGUUGCGAGAAAUCGUAUUGUCAAGUGCCAUUUCAUAUCUCUAGUGAGUGUGCUUAAUGGGGGGAGGGGGGCAAACAAAUCGUGAAUUGUUGAGAGCAGCUGCCGAUCCUCUAUGUUUCAUAAUACCUGUAUUUUCUUAUGUGUAGCGGCUAGACGUACUUGUAUUUUAUAUAUGAUUUGCGUGUACAUAUGAAGUUACUAGCAGUGUAAUGUCGUCUAGUGUUGCAAGUGUUUGUGCUGAGGAGAGAGAAAAGGAGAUCGAAGGUCGUUGUUCGGCUGCGGUUCCAUCUCUCCGAACGCCGCAGAUGUCGCCAGCAUGUUCCAUGAACAGCGGCGCGGCGAGUCCGCCACACCAGUGCCCGAUUUUCUACGUGUAGCGUGGAAGGUUUUCAUACGCGACACAUUUUUAUACGUUUUGUACGCGGAAGGAAAUUUUUUGUAAAAUUUUAUUUAUUUUCGAGUGUAGAGUACGACGUUCUAUAGCGAUUGACCGACAGUUCUUCCAUGAAUAAUUGUGAUGGAUGGUGAUUAUCAACGUAUAUCUAUGCACAUUUUGUAACACGCGUUUUGAUAUCGAGAUGUGUUAGUUAUGUAGCUGAAUAUACAUAUGAUUAUAUGCGCAUUGCACUGUAGUUUUGUGGGUUGUACAUUUGCUCUGUAGGUCGUAGUUUUAUUACAAGUUGUAGUGUAGGCAAUCUGUAUGAGCUCAUUGCCAUCAACUUAUACGGCGCUUGUAGAUAGUGGUUUAGAACCGUUCACCAUACGAGAUCGUGGGCAUUAGCAGCUCAGAUAUGUCUUUAAUAGUCGGUGCUUCGUCACUUCUCGUAUGUCAUUGACACCCACCACAAGCUAGGCUAAGCCAUGCCCCUGUGUUUUGUUUGGGCUAAGCAAUUUGUGUUUACAGUCGAGUCAACUGUUGGUCCAUGCCCUCAGAGUUGAGCACUCGCUACUCGAAUAUCACAAUGGAGGUAGUUGAGGUGCAGUGUGCAAGUGCCUUGGGCAGUCAGUAGGUGGCGCCUCUGUGUUUACUAAACGACAGUCCCUGUAGGUUGCUCCACUGUAGGUUCUAUGGUUGUGCGACUGCCUCUAGGUGUCUCCACUAUAGGUACUUAGGUUGUAAGCAUAUGUAACCAAAAUACACUUAUUUUUUACGUGUAUUAUGGAAUAUCUUUGGUUGUAAGUGCCUGUAGGUGUCUCCACUGUAGGCAGCAUAGAUUUGAGUGUUUGUUAAAGUUGUCAGUAGUGGUGGACUGGAAAUUCAUUCCAUCUAAAAUCCACCAUUUGCACACAACUUUCCCUUUUUUGUCUUACGCACUGUUCCAGUUGCAUCAUCAUUGCAGAAUUCUGAUGUAAAACGUUUUUAAUUGCCAAAACAAAAACUGAUAUUGAAAGUUUAUUUGGUAAUUUUCACAGCAUAAUAGUGGUAUUUCACAAAAUAUCAGUAGAUAUUGUUUACUUACUGCUGCAUAUUUUUACAACUAUACAUGAUCUCUGUCAAAUAUAACAGGUCAGUGUAAAACACUGAACAAUUUGUAAGUCCCCCCCCCCCAUAAUGUCCAGGUGCUUAUUUGAACAUUGACCAAUCACCUAAAUAUUUCAUUUAACUACUGCCAGGCAGAUUUGUUUAUUUGUAUGUUUUAAUACUGGUGCGGAUUGAUGCAAGUUUCGUCUGAAAUCCAGUCGGGCUACAAAUAUCCGUAAGACUUACAAGCACCCUAAGUGUGAAUGCGCAUAGGUCUCAAGUCUUGUGUUGCUCCUUUGUAGUUGCCCUGUACAUUUCUGAACCUGUAGCUCUGACACGUAUGCUCACACAGGUGCAAGGUUCGUGUGUGAUUCGUGUAUUCUUUGCGUCUGAACAACCAAUAUUUUCCUGUAGUAUUGUGACUUAGUAGUCUAGACAGAUUUAAAUACAACUCGGCUCAUAAAGCUAUUUUCUAACGCAUGGCCCGCACCCUGUAAUAUGGGUUGUAUAGUCAUAUAUAUCAAUAACUAUAUAUAUACAUCAUAUAUAUAUAUGCAUAUGCAUAUAUGUUUGUAAUAAUAUCAUGAGUGAAUGAAAUUUAAUUUUUUUUGUUUUUAUUCAGUCCUGGUAAUAUACAUGUUGAUGUAUAUGUAUAUGCGUUUGAACAUGCUUUUUAUACAUGUAUGUGUACUUGGUUUUGUGAUAUUAUAUCAUGUAACUUGUCACGAGAACUGAUAGUGAGGUUACAUUGUGUUUUUGUGUGGCGUCAUUUUAUAUCGCUGUCAAAGAGCCUUAUCAAUAUAGGCUCUUUGUCGCUGUGUCUAAAGCAAGCUUGGAAUAAUCAAGUCAGUAGUAGUGAACAGCUCA
This is a messenger RNA of Priapulus caudatus, 5457 nucleotides long. Its product is annotated as transcription factor AP-1-like. The transcript has a single exon. Lineage: Eukaryota; Metazoa; Priapulida; Priapulimorpha; Priapulimorphida; Priapulidae. The record is from RefSeq and is a predicted model, not a curated record. Gene Ontology annotation, biological process: regulation of transcription by RNA polymerase II; regulation of cell population proliferation; regulation of cell cycle. The coding region runs from base 109 to 1035 and encodes 308 amino acids. Gene Ontology annotation, molecular function: transcription factor binding; DNA-binding transcription factor activity, RNA polymerase II-specific; RNA polymerase II cis-regulatory region sequence-specific DNA binding. Gene Ontology annotation, cellular component: transcription regulator complex.